AACAUUGUAAGAUCUUCGACUUGGCAAAAUUGUUUCACUUUCGCUCUAAAAACUUCAUCUUCACUUUCUCUCCUCCUCCAUGGCGGACGGUGGGGCUGAACCUCCAGCUCCACCAUCAUCGAUAAACGCCGGUGAAUUUCUCUUGUCUAUUUUGCACGGAAGUCCUUCGCCGUCGUCACAAGGUCCUCAGCAUCAUCAGUCAUUCGCUCUCGAUCCAGCCAUCGCAGCCAUUGGUCCUACCGUCAAUAAUCCUUUUCCUCCGUCGAAUUGGCAAUCUAACGGUCAUCGACCCAGUAAUCAUAACCCUCCUUCUUGGCCACUCGCCUUUUCACCUCCUCAUAAUCUUUCCCCCAAUUUCUUAGGGUUUCCUCAAUUUCCGCCUAGCCCUUUCACGACGAACCAAUUCGACGGUAAUCAAAGAGUAUCUCCAGAAGAUGCUUAUAGAUUAGGGUUUCCUGGAACUACAAAUCCUGCUAUUCAGUCCAUGGUACAGCAACAGCAGCAGCAGCAGCUACCGCCGCCGCAAUCAGAGACUCGGAAGCUUGUUUUUGGUUCUUUCUCGGGAGAUGCUACUCAAAGCCUUAAUGGGUUACAUAACGGGAACUUGAAGUAUGAUUCUAAUCAACACGAACAGCUCAUGAGGCAUCCCCAAUCUACUCUCUCGAAUUCUAACAUGGAUCCAAACUUGUCUCAUCAUCGGAAUCAUGAUCUCCAUGAACAGAGGGGAGGUCACAGCGGAAGAGGAAACUGGGGUCAUAUUGGGAAUAACGGCAGGGGUUUAAAGUCUACUCCUCCUCCUCCUCCUCCUGGAUUUUCGAGUAACCAAAGAGGAUGGGAUAUGAGUUUAGGAAGUAAGGAUGACGAUAGAGGGAUGGGUAGGAAUCAUGAUCAAGCAAUGGGCGAGCAUUCUAAAGUUUGGAAUCAAAGUGUUGAUUUUUCUGCUGAGGCUAAUAGAUUAAGGGGAUUGUCUAUCCAGAACGAGAGCAAGUUCAAUCUUAGUCAACAAAUAGAUCAUCCUGGACCACCUAAGGGUGCAAGUCUACAUUCUGUAUCAGCAGCUGAUGCUGCGGAUUCCUUUUCGAUGUUGAACAAGGAAGCUCGUCGUGGAGGUGAACGUAGAGAGGAAUUGGGGCAGCUCAGUAAGGCAAAGAGGGAAGGCAAUGCAAACUCUGACGAGAUUGAGGAUUUUGGAGAAGAUAUUGUUAAGUCUUUAUUGCUUGAAGAUGAAACUGGUGAGAAGGAUGCCAAUGAUGGGAAGAAGGAUAGCAAGACUUCUCGCGAGAAGGAGUCGAGAGUGGACAAUCGGGGUCAACGGCUGCUUGGCCAAAAGGCAAGAAUGGUUAAAAUGUAUAUGGCAUGUCGAAAUGACAUCCACAGGUAUGAUGCUACAUUCAUUGCAAUCUACAAGUCCCUGAUUCCCGCAGAAGAGGAGCUGGAGAAGCAGAGACAACUAAUGGCACAUCUAGAGAAUCUAGUUGCCAAAGAAUGGCCUCAUGCAAAGUUGUAUCUUUACGGGUCCUGUGCUAACUCUUUUGGUUUCCCGAAGAGCGACAUCGACGUUUGCCUUGCAAUCGAAGGUGAUGAUAUCAACAAAUCUGAGAUGUUGUUAAAGCUGGCAGAGAUCUUGGAAUCAGAUAAUCUCCAAAAUGUUCAGGCUCUAACACGAGCUAGGGUUCCAAUUGUAAAACUUAUGGAUCCGGUUACUGGGAUAUCUUGUGAUAUCUGCAUCAACAAUGUAUUGGCUGUUGUGAACACAAAGCUCUUGCGAGAUUAUGCUCAGAUAGAUGUUCGUUUAAGGCAGUUGGCUUUCAUUGUGAAACAUUGGGCAAAGUCAAGAAGGGUUAAUGAAACUUAUCAAGGAACACUUUCCAGCUACGCGUACGUUCUGAUGUGUAUCCAUUUCUUGCAGCAGCGUAGGCCGCCAAUUCUUCCUUGCUUACAGGAAAUGGAGCCGACUUACUCAGUUCGGGUAGAUAAUAUCCGGUGCACAUACUUUGAUAAUGUUGAUAGACUCCGUAACUUCGGAUCAAACAACAGGGAGACCAUAGCUGAGCUGGUCUGGGGAUUCUUCAACUACUGGGCUUACGCUCAUGACUAUGCGUAUAAUGUUGUAUCCGUCCGCACCGGUUCCAUACUUGGGAAGCGAGAGAAGGACUGGACGAGAAGGGUGGGGAACGAUAGGCACUUGAUAUGCAUAGAGGAUCCGUUUGAGACGAGCCAUGAUCUGGGUAGGGUGGUCGACAAGUUUAGUAUCAGAGUGUUGAGGGAGGAGUUCGAAAGAGCUGCAAGGAUUAUGCAUCAAGAUCCUAACCCAUGUGCCAAGCUUUUGGAACCAUAUAUUCCUGAAGAUAAUAAUGGACAAGGCCACAACUGAACUUUUAAAACAUUUGAAUGGCGGAUUCGUGUGGCUUGUAUAUAUUUAUGGGUAGAAGAUUCAUGCUCUGUUCUUUUUGCUUUUUUGGUUGUGAUUUGAAAUCUUGCUUGUGACCCAACAAAAAGAAAGGUCUUAGUUUUGAAGAUUUUUGUAU
Arabidopsis thaliana (thale cress) is the source of this 2528-nucleotide messenger RNA. Its product is annotated as Nucleotidyltransferase family protein. Gene Ontology annotation, molecular function: RNA uridylyltransferase activity. The coding region runs from base 80 to 2374 and encodes 764 amino acids. The transcript is spliced from 6 exons. Gene Ontology annotation, biological process: nuclear-transcribed mRNA catabolic process; mRNA destabilization; positive regulation of gene expression. Gene Ontology annotation, cellular component: cytoplasm; P-body. NCBI's taxonomy places the organism in Eukaryota, Viridiplantae, Streptophyta, Magnoliopsida, Brassicales, Brassicaceae. The record is from RefSeq and is marked reviewed.